AUGUUCAAUGAACCAAUAUCACCUCCCUCUUCAACACCUGCAUCCCCACCUUACUACACCAUCUCCUCUGACUCAGAGCCCUCUGACUCAGAGCCCUCUGACCCCCAAUCUCCCACUUUGGCUCAACUUCAGGCUCAUGCCCUUUCCACACACCACAAAUCUGAACCAGAAGCCAACAUUUCAUCACCAUCUAAACAACCACCAACACCUCCAUCUGAACCUCCCAUCGAAACACCCUCUGAAAACCCUAUCAUCCAUAAAUCUGAACCUCCCGCUGAAACCACCCCCACACCACCAGCACCUACAUCUCCUAUCCCUGAACCAGAACCUAACUUCCCCACCCUAGAAGAACCAAUAACCUUAUUUGUUGAGUCUUUAGUGGAGAAGAUCAGAUCAUUAUCUGAGAACUCUGGUAUCAGUGACGAUCCCUCUGCAGUACGUCUGGUUAGAGAGGUAGAAGAGAAGGCCCGUCUGGAAGAAGAGCAAAGGGCUAGAGAAGCUGCAGAGAAGGCUGUUGCUGCUGCUGAAGAAGCAGCCCACAUAGUUGCAGAAGAAGCUGCAAAGGCUAGUAAUGAUGCUCUAACUCAGGGGGAGCAAUCUCAUUCUGAUUUUGCUCCUUUUGUCCUGAAGACUCUGGAAUAG
Messenger RNA from Lathyrus oleraceus (garden pea), 642 nucleotides. RefSeq names its product extensin-like. Lineage: Eukaryota; Viridiplantae; Streptophyta; Magnoliopsida; Fabales; Fabaceae. The record is from RefSeq and is a predicted model, not a curated record. The transcript is spliced from 2 exons. Bases 1 to 642 code for a protein of 213 amino acids.